UUGAGGACAGUUUCGUUUACCAGGGAAGCCAGUUUCAUCGUUUUACUCACAAAAGAUUGCUCAGUUCACUCAUUUAAUGACUCAGUAGAAAUGGAUAUGAGAAAGCAAACAAGGAAAUACAGUAAACUAAAAGCAAGAUCACUUUGGAUUAAACGUGCAGAGAUUAUAGAAUCAGCCACCAUUGAUCCGAUCCAAGGUCCUGCAUUGUCCUGUUCAAGCGGCAGCGAAGAAUUUAACGGAAAGAAAACUGUGAAACGGAGCAUACUUUACUCACAAGUAAAAUAAUAUACAACCUAACGCGAAACAAGAACCAUAAUUUAUUUCCUGUUCCAGUGGCAUCGUGAAAGCAUGCGCAAAUUUUAUGGGAUGCUACACUUCAUUAUGCAUCUAAUCUAGUCUUUAUUUUUUUUAUUUUAUUUUGUGUCUGCAGUCAAAGAUGUUCAAAGAUGAUACUAAUGAAAAGACUAACAGUGUAUUCUCUUUACGGACCAAGUAAUAUCUCUUGCAAACAUUUCUGAGUUUUUUUUGUUUGUUUGUUUGUUUGGUUUUUGUGGACGGCUAGUUUGGUGCAACGACCCAAGCGCGGAGCAAGGUGCCUCAUACGGCAUUACAGUCUGUAUGAAUCGGCAACACGAAGGUCGCGUCAGUGAACAGUGCUGCAGUCUUUCCAUUCUGGACACCGACGCUACAUUUUCGUUAACUAUUGAAUCCACUGGAUAAUUUGGGGCACUCAACGAUGCAUCGACAUGAUAUUUCCAACCCAGAGGUUGGGUCUGAUGAUCCUAUAAACCCAUGUUUGUUAUGUUACUAUAAAAAGCCUUGUUUGACAGUGUAAUUUCUAGAUUGCUAGUGCAGUUUAGCGUGCCUGCCCACUGUCCCGCGGCUGCUGGUGCUGAAAUGUGUUUAAUAAUAUAGUCACCAAAUAUUUUGCCAGAAGCUUUAGCUCGAUUACCAUGAGUAUCAUGGCAGUAAUUAGUUGAAGGAUACUCUUAUCUCUACGAUUGAGAGGGAAACUGAGCGUUCAUGAUGAGCAGAUUUAGAAAGCGGGUGAACUUAAUUUUGUUUCUCAUUUUAUUUUUUUGUGGCGUGGACGGGAUUUUUGGAAGGAUGGAGACCAGGAGCACAGGUGCUGGCCAGUGUGGUUGUGCGCCCCAGGGUGGAGCUGCUUGCUGUCCCGCGUACUCGUGGUGCUGAAACAUGCACAAUGUCCGCACGGCAGAGACUCCCGGGCUGCCGCUCGCUGCACGUUAACGAGGAUAACGGGCGCUUCGUGUUGCUGGCGCUGCUCAUCCUCACAUACCUUCUGUGCGGCGCCGCGGUCUUCUCAGCCAUCGAGCGGCCGUCGGAGGUGCGAGCCCGAGCACGCUGGAAUUACACACUGCACAACUUCAGCGACGCUUUCAACAUCAGUGUGUACGAACUCCGCUCCUUCCUACGCGAGUACGAAACCGCUGCGGCCGCCGGGAUGCGGGCCGAUACCCUCCGACCGCGAUGGGAUUUUACAGGGGCGUUUUACUUUGUGGCAACGGUUGUAUCAACCAUUGGCUUUGGGAUGACAACUCCAGUGACAGUAGCUGGCAAAGUAUUUCUGAUCUUCUAUGGCCUCCUUGGUUGUGCAGCUACCAUUCUGUUUUUUAACCUUUUCCUAGAACGUAUCAUCACCCUCUUAGCUGUGGUGAUGAAAGCUUUUAGGCUACAUCGGUUGCGCACUAGUGGCCUCCUUCCACCAGGAAUCUGCCAGGACUUUGCAGCCAGCGCUCUUCCAGGAUGGAAGCCAUCUGUAUAUCAUGUGAUGCUGAUCCUAGCCCUGUCAGCUAUCAUCAUCUCCUGCUGUGCAUCAGCUAUGUACACCCCUAUAGAAGGUUGGGCCUACCUUGACUCCCUCUAUUUCUGCUUUGUCACCUUUAGCACUAUUGGUUUUGGAGACUUGGUGAGUAGUCAGAGCAAAGGUUACAGCUACCAGGGUCUGUACCGGUUGGCCAACUUCCUUUUUAUUCUGACUGGUGUCUGCUGCAUCUACUCGCUAUUCAAUGUGAUUUCUAUUGUCAUUAAGCAGGUGCUCAACUGGAUGCUGAGCAAGAUGAGUUGCCUAUGUUGCCAGCGCUGUAAUAAGGCUACUGCCUUCUUAGGGCGUCGCAAUGCCAUCCGCCCUGGCUCACGCCUCAAACAGGGCCAUUUUGGAAACCCAUAUGAUGCCAAGGAACCUUGUGACAAUGACCAGGAGGGAAGAAGGCUCUCUGGUGAGAUGAUCUCCAUGCGGGACUUGGCAGGCUCAAAUAAAAUAUCACUGGCCAUUAUGCAAAAACAGCUCUCAGAAUCUGCAAAUGGAUACCCCAGGACAGUUUGUGGAAGCUCAAGACACAAUGGUUUCUCUGGUGGGAUUGGAGCAUUGGGCAUCAUGAAAAACAGACUGGCAGAGACAAGUGACUCUAGGUAAAGGCGUGUUAAGGAAUAAUAUAGUUUAAUACUAAUACUGUAGUUUAAAUGGAAAUGCCUAAUGAAGCCUAAUAAAGCACGGAUAUUGUGAUGGAUUUGGUUACAGGUUAACUACAGGUUAUCUUUGCCUUGCGCACAAGUUCUAAUGUAGCAGCAUGACUUGCAUGACAUAUUUUAAAUAUCCAUUUAAGCCAGAAUGAAUAUGACACCCAACUGGUUGGUAAAUUAGGCUACAGCUUAAAAGAUAAUGCAUUUCAAUUCUGUGGAAUAAGAAAUGCUAUGUAAAUUGAUAAAGUACAACAACAACAACAAAAGACACUUAAUAUUAUUCCUAAACUUUUGGGGGGGUUAGCAUGUAUUUCAAAAGUUAAGUGCAUACAGGAUUUUCUAGCUUUGACCUAAUAAUGACAUUUUUGUGCCUAAUAUAGUAUAGCAAUGCUGACAAUACCCAAACAAUCGAGUACAUAUUUUACAUUUUAACCUUAUAGUAUUUGCUAUUAUCAAUAAAGAUAUUCUUUAUUAUAGAAGAUCAACUCUAUGAAUUAUAGGUUCAUUCUCAAUUCUCAUUCAUAUUGUACAUGCCUAGACCUCAGCUAUGCAUCCAUUUCCUUCAAGAAAAUAGCUUGAGUUUGUUGCAAGUAAUCAUGUUUUUAUAUUCAUAUGUUGAACAUACAUACAUAUCAGAACAGAGUAUCAUAUCAGAUGUCAAUACAGUUGUUAGAAAACUUGUGACCACUUUGGAAUUAUUUGCAUUAAUAUUUUAUGAUGAAAAACAUAUUAUUUUUUAACAUUGCCGUGAUAAGAAUAGGGUUAAGGUUAGGAUUUUACAAAAACAUACUAUUUUAAGGUAGUUUGUCAUUAUUUGGCAGUUAAAAACAAGAUUAUAGAUUAAAACAUGUGCACUUGCUUUAGCUAUUUUUACUAGUAAACAUACUGCUAUUACUACUAAAAACUUUUUUGUUGUUGUUGCAAUAACCACAAUGAAAAGCUUAUUGUAGCAGUUGACUGGAA
Molecule: messenger RNA, 3447 nt
Organism: Clarias gariepinus (North African catfish)
Lineage: Eukaryota; Metazoa; Chordata; Actinopteri; Siluriformes; Clariidae
Gene: kcnk12
Product: potassium channel, subfamily K, member 12
Exons: 2
Coding region: 1205-2437 (410 amino acids)
Biological process (GO): stabilization of membrane potential; potassium ion transmembrane transport
Cellular component (GO): membrane
Molecular function (GO): potassium ion leak channel activity
Source: RefSeq, a predicted model, not a curated record